Messenger RNA from Macadamia integrifolia, 918 nucleotides. RefSeq lists its product as uncharacterized. Bases 241 to 612 code for a protein of 123 amino acids. The record is from RefSeq and is a predicted model, not a curated record. The transcript is spliced from 2 exons. Lineage: Eukaryota; Viridiplantae; Streptophyta; Magnoliopsida; Proteales; Proteaceae.
UCUUCCUCUCAUUGACGUUGAAGACCGCUAUGUCCAGACCUCAACACCAACCACGACCAGACCUCCUUCCUCUCCCCAUGGCUUCACUGUUCUUUGGAUUUGGAGCUCCAGUUUCGGCUUUCUGAGUAUUGGAUUUCCUCAUCUUCUCAAUCUCACCCGUAGGUUUUCUAAUCGAGAUUUUUAUUUUUAGGGUUUCUGUGUUUCUAGGCUCUAAGAGGUAUUUUCGGUGGACACAAGAACAUGGACUUCAUUUUGGAAGGGAGAGGAAGAUAUGAAGUUAGGGUUUCGCGUUUCUGGAUUAGCAAAACCCAUUGUUUGCUCCAUUCGCUCCAACGGUUCUGUAUUAGCAAAACCCAUCGUGUUUCUGGGUUUUGCGUUUCUGGAUUACCCUCCAACGGUUCUCAUAUCAACCCCAUUGUUCGCAACUCCGUCAGUAAAAAACAGAAUUCUGCAAUAGAUGCAAUUCCUGGAUUGGAUUUCCAGAAGGGUUUUAGGGCAAAACAAUUCCUCCUACGAAAUAGAGAUUCAACAAUCCUUUUCCUAGAAGCAAAAGAGGAAGACAAGAUGAAAGUCUUGGAGAUGGUGUUGCCAGAUGGCAUGGCAAACCAAUGAUUUCAACUAAUGAUGGUUAAUGUUUCUUUUUAUUUUGAUGAUGUUAUUUUGAAAUUGUGGAUUUAAGAUUGUGGAUUUUUUUCUUUCAACAUAUCUUGAAUUUGGUAGGAUAUGGUUUCUUUUUUAAUAUAUGAUUGUAAUGUGGAUGGUAGCUUUGAGCAACUGGUGUUUAGGUCCUUGGCAAGACCUGCCAAUUGUUGGUAGGAAAGGUUUUUGAUUUUCAUUGUGGAUGUGGAAUGAAUAUGAUGGAAAGGUUUUUGAUUUUCAUUUAUAUGUGGAAUGGACUAGGCUAGACAAGUUUUUUGA